AACCCCCCUGCGGGGCUUUGUGCGGGCAGAGCCGCGUUCUCGCUUCAACAGUGCUUGAACGGAACCGGCUGCCCCUUUGGCCCCCCGUCCGUUCCGUCUGUCCAUCCAUCCCGUCCAUCCGUCCGCCCGCCAUGGAGUCCCAAAUCCGCCAGAACUACCACCGCGACUGCGAGGCCGCCGUCAACCGCAUGGCCAACAUGGAGCUCCACGCUUCCUACGUCUACCUCUCCAUGGGCUUUUACUUCGAGCGGGACGAUGUGGCGCUGCCGCGGCUCGGCCGGUUCUUCCUGGAGCAGGCUCGGGAGGAGCGGGAACACGCCGAGGGGCUCCUGCGCUUUCAGACACGCCGCGGCGGCCGCGUGUUGCUGCAGGACAUCAAGAAGCCGGAGCGGGACACUUGGGGGUCGGCGCUGGAGGCGGUGGAGGCGGCGCUGCAGCUCGAGAAGUCGGUGAACCAGGCGCUGCUGGAACUGCACAGUCUGGCCAGCGAGAAGGGAGACCCCCACCUCUGCGACUUCCUAGAGUCUCACUACCUGGAUGAGCAAGUGAAGGCCAUCAAGGCGCUGGGAGAUCACGCCACCAACCUGCGGCGCCUCACCGGCACCACCGGCGGGCCAGGGGGAGCCCCGGCCGGCCUCGGGGAGUACCUGUUCGACCGCCUGAGCCUGGAGGAGCGCAGCUGAACCCCAGAUCCCUGCCCUGGACGGCGCCCGGGCCCCCUCAGACCCUCGUAACCCCCUUGCCCAGUCCACAGGGGCUUUGCCUGCUGGGGCACCCCCCAGCAUGACUCCAAUAAAGGGUCUGUCUUAGCA
Messenger RNA from Empidonax traillii (willow flycatcher), 812 nucleotides. Its product is annotated as ferritin heavy chain A-like. The record is from RefSeq and is a predicted model, not a curated record. Gene Ontology annotation, cellular component: cytoplasm. Gene Ontology annotation, biological process: iron ion transport; intracellular iron ion homeostasis. Lineage: Eukaryota; Metazoa; Chordata; Aves; Passeriformes; Tyrannidae. Bases 132 to 683 code for a protein of 183 amino acids. Gene Ontology annotation, molecular function: ferrous iron binding; ferric iron binding. The transcript is spliced from 4 exons.